Molecule: messenger RNA, 2992 nt
Organism: Chinchilla lanigera (long-tailed chinchilla)
Lineage: Eukaryota; Metazoa; Chordata; Mammalia; Rodentia; Chinchillidae
Gene: Prdm14
Product: PR domain containing 14
Biological process (GO): regulation of transcription by RNA polymerase II
Cellular component (GO): nucleus
Molecular function (GO): RNA polymerase II transcription regulatory region sequence-specific DNA binding; protein binding
Source: RefSeq, a predicted model, not a curated record
GUGUCCCUAUCCGUCGCUGUUCUUUGAACUCUACGAUGCUCCUCCCAUCCCGAGAGGAGGGAGAAUCGCAAACUGGAAUUUGUCGGAGUCAUCUGCACCCUGUGCACACUUGACCUCGAUCGUUGGUGGAUCAGAUCUGCAGACAGAAACUGGAAAUUCUCGGGCUGACUUUGCCAUAGCACACGUCGUCACUCUCAGAGUGUGACCCCUUACGUCCCAGAGAGCACGCUGCUCUCCAAGGAGCCGGCUAGCCAGCUAGAAGGCGGAGAGUUCAUACACACAGCUCUCAGAUGCACCUUGGGGUCAUCUACAGCUUCUGGAUGCUGCAGAAGGGAAGAGGUUGUGUAACCUCAAAGGGCAUCUCUGUCGAGGUCAAGAAACUUCAAGCCACCUUCAUGCCGCCAAGGAAAUAGGUGGCAUCUAGAUCACUCCAGAUGCUAAGACAAAUGCCCUGUCCAAUCAUUUACCCCAAGUAGGGCCAUUACAGAUGUGAUGAUCCCCCCAAGGUGACUGCAAACCCCAGGACCUUGGAGGAGCCCAGCGCAGCCAUUAGAGAAUGUAGCUACACUGGUUUGAGGCAACUUUCAAAGCUCAUGGUAUAGCCCGGAGCGUGCCCCGCGAUGGCGCUGCGGCCGCCGGCGCAGCCCGAGCCCCAGGACAAGGUGUGCCACCCGGCCGAGAGGCUCCAGGGCAGCCCCCAGGGCCUGGCGUCCUACUACUCGCCGUUCCCAGCCUAUGGCCACUACCGGGGCGCCCUGCCCGCCGCGCCAGAGGACUUCCAGCCCUUCGGACAGCUGGAGCCCGCGAUGUCCGCGUCGCAGCCCGUGAGCCCCUUCCCCUUCGGGGUGGCGUCGCCCUUGCUGAGCCCGGGCCUGGCACUGCCAAGGGAGCCGCUCUUCGACCUGCCCUGGUACAGCAAGUUGCCGCUGUGGUACCCGAUCCCCCACCUCCCCAGGGAGGUGCCGCUCUUUCUGAACCCCCAGGAGCAUGCGGGCGUGAGCGGCCACGACUUGGCUCCCGCGGGGGCGCCCAGAGACAGCGGCCAGGGCUGGGGACCUGAGACCCUCAUCCCUCUGCUCCCCGGGAACGCCUCUGCUCUCCCAGAGGGACUGCAGACCUCGCAGCCGGGGUCCUCCCCGCGCAAGCGGCCGGAGGAAAGCCCCAAAGCCCCGAGCCUGGAGGGCAGCCCGCCCCCUGGCCGCCGGUUCCACUUCAGCGAGGAGGAGCUGCAUUUCGUGCUGUACGGGGUCGCGCCCAGCCUGGAGUGUCCAGCCAGCCUGCACCACGCCGUCUCGGGCCUCCUGGUGCCCGCCGACAGCUCCGGGUCGGAGUGUCUUCCUCAAAGUCUGAAUGGAGACUCCCUUCAACUUCCAGAAGGUCUCUGCCUCAUGCGGACCAUGCUGGGUGCGACGCCCCAUUUCGGCGUGUUCUGCAGUAGCUUCCUUGCCAAAGGAAUCAGGUUUGGGCCCUUUCAAGGAAAAGUGAUCAGCGCCAGUGAACUGAAGACCCACAGCGACAAUUCUGUGGUGUGGGAGAUCUUUGAAGGUGGCCACCUGAGCCACUUCAUAGAUGGAAGGGAGACCGGGAACUGGAUGUCUUACGUCAACUGUGCCCGCUUCCCCAAGGAGCAGAACUUGGUUGCUGUUCAGUGUCAAGGACAGAUAUUUUACGAGAGCUGCAAGGACAUUUGCCAGAACCAAGAGCUGCUCGUGUGGUACGGAGACUGCUACGAGAAGUUCCUGGACAUUCCCGUGAGCCUGCAGGCCACUGAGCAGGGUGCGCAGCCGGCAGCGCCCGCAGAGGAGUCCGCAGAAGGUUACAGAUGCGAGAGAUGCGGAAAGGUGUUCACCUACAAAUACUACAGAGAUAAGCACCUCAAGUACACGCCCUGCGUGGACCAGGGCGACAGGAAGUUCCCGUGCUCGCUGUGUAAGCGGUCCUUUGAGAAGCGGGACCGCCUGCGCAUCCACGUUCUCCACGUUCACGAGAAGCACCGGCCGCACAAGUGCUCCACGUGUGGGAAAUGCUUCUCUCAGUCUUCCAGCCUGAACAAGCACAUGCGCGUCCACUCUGGAGACCGGCCGUACCAGUGCGUGUACUGUGCAAAGAAGUUCACUGCCUCCAGCAUCCUCCGCACACACAUCAGGCAGCAUUCCGGGGAGAAGCCCUUCAAGUGCAAGUACUGCGGCAAAUCUUUCGCGUCCCACGCUGCCCACGACAGCCACGUUCGGCGCUCGCACAAGGAAGACGAGGGUGGCACCUGCAGCAUCUGCGGGAAAGUCUUCCCGGAUCAGGAGGCCCUGGAUUCCCACGUGAAGGCUCACGGAGACUGCUUGCCCUCCGAGUGCGGGACCAUGUGAAAACCGAGGACGUGGACGGAACGUUAGAUGAGAGAUGGGACAAGAGAACCAGCCACCGCCGGACCGCCAGGGUGACGGGGGCUCUUGAGGACGUGCUUUCCACGCUUGUUAGCGAGAGCAGAACGCCGGGGACUUCGCCAGAGCAGUGCGAGCUUACAGGGGCCUGAGGGUCUGAAAACAUCUCCCCAGACACAGAUGUCCCUGGAGCUCAGGGACAAGGCAGAGUCCCAGACUUCCCGGUGAAGGAGAAGCUGGAUUCUUUUAUUUGACCUGAGCCCCCGGAUUCACAAUGUCUGCCCGUCCUGGAUCAAUUUCUUCACGGUACAGGGUUCAUUUACUGAAGCUACGGCUUGAUUGUUAGUACUGUGGUUAAGUUUUCAGCUGUGCAUUAACCUCUUGUCUUUAUUUGGAUUCGUUUUAACUCCCGUGUCCCUUCCCCCGACGCACACGACACAUGCCAGAUAACGCGCUUCGCCCCAAGCACAACCACUCGGAGCUGGUUGUGCACCCUGCCGUCUGCGACCGCGUCAGCCGGGGAGGAAGAUUACAUCCCAGUGAACGAAGGCUGAAACGAAACCUAUUUAUGUUGCUCUGGUUUUAAACUUGAUUUCAUUUCUGAGAAAUAAAGUGGA